Messenger RNA from Fusarium oxysporum Fo47, 617 nucleotides. Its product is annotated as glutathione S-transferase. The transcript has a single exon. The coding region runs from base 90 to 467 and encodes 125 amino acids. NCBI's taxonomy places the organism in Eukaryota, Fungi, Ascomycota, Sordariomycetes, Hypocreales, Nectriaceae. The record is from RefSeq and is a predicted model, not a curated record.
GAAGUUACCGCCAUCUGCGAGUAUAUGAGAUCGCCCAAGGCGGCACAUCACUCUUUGGCGAAACACCCCUGGAACGUGCCGAAACGCGCAUGUGGCUUAGACGGAUGGAUCUAGAAAUCGCACAACCUGUCAUUUCAUGGGUCCGCAAUGAUCCGGACACUGCAGACUUUUAUAUAGGACAUCGAAUUCCUAUCCCGGAGGCGAGAUUGGCACAGAAGGUUACUAUUCAGCAGUAUCUGAACCUGCUGGAUGAGCAGUUGGAGGGAAAGAAGUAUCUUUGUGGGGAGAGGUUUUCGGCGGCGGAUGUUCACUUCUACAGUCUGACGAAGGGAAAGACCACAGGUAUGGCACCAUGGAUACUUCAUCCCGGGAGGAAGAAUGUUGUCAGAUAUUUUGAGAGGAUGGAUGCGAGAGAGGCUAGCAAGAAGGCUUUAGAGGUCUUUGGAGCAAGAGUUGAAGCUCAAUAGAUGAGUGUGAUGAAAUGAUCAUGAAUUGAUGUCCUUACUUUUUAAGGGAAAGUACAUGGAACAUAUAUUCAUGACCUCAAAGACGACCAUUUAGUUGAUCGAAAUACGAAUAAUCAAAAUAAAAAAGGCCCGAGAGUUUCUUGAAAUGGC